Molecule: messenger RNA, 1123 nt
Organism: Oppia nitens
Lineage: Eukaryota; Metazoa; Arthropoda; Arachnida; Sarcoptiformes; Oppiidae
Product: sorbitol dehydrogenase-like
Exons: 6
Coding region: 38-1105 (355 amino acids)
Biological process (GO): D-sorbitol catabolic process
Molecular function (GO): L-iditol 2-dehydrogenase (NAD+) activity
Source: RefSeq, a predicted model, not a curated record
UAAUUUUUUGUUAUUAUAUUAAAGAUUAACUAUUAAAAUGUCGGGAAAUCUAUCAAUUGUUUUACAUAAAAAGGGUGACCUUAGAUUAGAAGAGGUCGACUAUCCAGGAGAACCCGGACCUAAUGAGGUACAAUUGGAUUCUAAAAUAGUUGGUGUGUGCGGAUCGGACAUUCACUUUUGGAAGGACGGAGGUAUUGACAAGUUUGUUGUGGACAGGCCUACGGUAUUGGGUCACGAAGCUAGCGCUGUGGUAGUGAAAGUCGGUUCCCGUGUCAGCAAUGUCCGUGUAGGCGAUCGGGUGGCCAUCGAGCCGGGCAUAGCUUGUCUUAACUGUCAGGUCUGUAAGGAUGGCAACUAUAAUAUCUGUCCCGACGUCCAGUUUCAAGGAGUGCCUCCAUUGGGCGGUUCGCUUACUCGGCGUUUUAAUUUGACGGCAGCUUUCUGUCAUAAAUUGCCUGAUAAUAUUAGUGAUGCCGAGGGAGCUCUGAUGGAACCGUUAGCUGUAGCCGUGUAUGCCUGUAAAAGAGCUAACCUCAUCAUCGGUUGUGGCUAUAAAGUUAUGGUUACGGGUGCCGGUCCUGUCGGACUAUUGGCCGCUAUGUCGGCCAAGGCGUUGGGUGCUCAAGACGUUUGCAUAUUAGACAUCAAUGAAAGUCGACUAAACUUUGCAAAACAGUUAGGUAUCAGCAAAACAAUACUGAUUGACAGUAAGUCAGAAGUGUCGGAUUUGGCCAAACAGGUGAUCGACAAAUUCGGUGGUCAGUCACCGCAUGUGACACUCGAAUGUUCAGGCGCUGAGAUGAGCAUCAAUCUGGCCAUUCAUGUGACCCGCGAUGGCGGCGAUGUUGUAUUGAUUGGUGUGUCCAACAAUAAGGUCAAUGUUAACAUAUCCAGUGCUGCAGUACGUCAGGUCAACCUAUUGGGUAUCAAACGAUAUCUCAAUACUUUUCCAUUGGCUAUACAUCUGGUGUCGAGCGGGGAGUUAGACAUUAAGCCAUUGAUUACCCAUACGUUCAAACUGGAGGACGGCAUCAAAGCCUUUGAAACGGCAAGAGAUAGUGCUAUCAAUGGUGCCAUUAAAGUGCAUAUUAGAUGCAAUCAAUAAUAAUAAUAAUUAUUAUUA